AUCGGGGAAACCAGACGGAUAUUAAAACGAAGGUGUCGAUUCCGGCAGAGAGUGGCGGACAUUGACCUGAACAGUUAUCUGUAAAAAUGGCGAAGAAGCUUGUUAAGUACUGCGUGGUGGAUGCAUUUACCGAGACGGCGUUUAAAGGCAAUCCGGCGGCUGUGUGUUGGUUAGAAGGCACAGAGAAAGAUGAUAAGUGGUUGCAGUCAGUUGCGACUGAAUUCAAUUUAUCCCAGACUGGUUUCUUGACUCCGAUCAUCGACCACGGCUCGGAGAACCCUAGAUUCAAGCUCAGAUGGUUCACUCCUGUAACUGAGGUGCAACUUUGUGGUCAUGCAACAUUAGCAGCUUCGCACUUCCUUUUUGAGUAUGGUUUGGUGAAAUUUAAUAACACAAUUGAAUUCUCAACCCUUUCUGGAAUUUUGACUGCCAAAAAAGUUCCUGAACGAAGGAUUAAGGACUCAUCAGUCGCUGAAAAUGGUGAAGCACAAAUACAAUCCAACUUAUUGAUCGAGUUGAACUUCCCUAUUGUGGCAGUUUCAGAUUUCAAUGAUCUUGAGGUUUCAGCAAUUUCUGAAAUACUGAAUGGUGUUUCUAUUGUUGAUCUAAAGAAGAUAGCAUCGAAUGACAUCCUUGUGGUGCUUCCAUCAGGGAAGGAAGUUGUGGACUUUGAGCCGCAACUUGAUAAGAUCAAAAAGGCACCGGGCAGAGGGAUAAUAAUUACAGGACUUGCACCAAAUGGAUCAGGCUUUGACUUUUAUAGUCGCUUUUUCUGCCCUAAAUAUGGAAUUGAUGAGGAUCCUGUUUGCGGAAGUGCACAUUGUGCCCUAGCAGCCUAUUGGAGCGACAAGUUGGGGAAAUUUGAUUUUCUUGCAUAUCAAGCUUCACCUAGAAGUGGCAUUUUAGAUAUACAUCUAGAUAAGAAGAAUCAAAGAGUACUUAUUCGAGGUAAAGCCAUCACAGUCAUGGAAGGCUCUCUUUUGGUCUAAAGACAUGGUGUAGUCAUCUAUCGUACAAUAAACUUGAAUUCCAAAUUGUAAAAGUAUUUCGUGUACCUCUAUGUAUUUGGGGUUAUACUUAUAUAUUAUGAAUUUUAAAAUUUGCUAUUUAAAUCUAUUCAUCUA
This is a messenger RNA of Lactuca sativa (garden lettuce), 1124 nucleotides long. RefSeq lists its product as uncharacterized. Gene Ontology annotation, cellular component: cytoplasm. Gene Ontology annotation, molecular function: isomerase activity. Lineage: Eukaryota; Viridiplantae; Streptophyta; Magnoliopsida; Asterales; Asteraceae. Gene Ontology annotation, biological process: biosynthetic process. The record is from RefSeq and is a predicted model, not a curated record.